This is a messenger RNA of Fusarium musae, 654 nucleotides long. RefSeq lists its product as uncharacterized. Lineage: Eukaryota; Fungi; Ascomycota; Sordariomycetes; Hypocreales; Nectriaceae. The coding region runs from base 1 to 654 and encodes 217 amino acids. The record is from RefSeq and is a predicted model, not a curated record. Gene Ontology annotation, molecular function: catalytic activity. The transcript is spliced from 2 exons.
AUGGACCAAAUCCCUAUCAUCCGAUGCAUGGGCCUCAACUACCGCGAUCAUGCCAAAGAAGCAAAUAUGCCUAUCCCCGACGUGCCUGUGCUAUUUAUCAAGCCACGAACCGCGCUCAAUGGGCCUUACCCAGCCAAAGUCAACGUCCCCAAGAUCGCACAGGAUGGAACGAGCGAUUACGAAGCAGAGCUGUCCUUUGUCAUCUCCAAGACCGGUCGUGACAUCCCUCGAGAGAAAGCCCUCGACUACGUUUUGGGAUACACUGCGAGCAAUGACAUUAGCGCACGGGCCCAACAGUUCAAGAACAGUCAGUGGUGCUUCUCUAAAGGUCUGGAUGGUUCAUGUCCGAUUGGCCCGGUCCUGGUUUCACCCUCGGCUCUUGGUGACCCACACAGCCUUGGAAUCACAGCCACGUUGAACGGAGAGGUUGUGCAAAGUUCCAACACCAGGGAGAUGAUUUUUGAUGUUGCAAGCAUCAUAUCCUUCCUAUCCCAAGGCACGACUUUGGAACGAGGUACUGUCAUCAUGACGGGCACAGGCCCUGGAAUUGGUGCGAUGAGGAGUCCUCCCCUCUCGCUGAAGGAUGGGGAUGAUGUGCGGGUCUACGUCGACGGGAUUGGAACGUUGAUCAACAAGGUUUGGUACGAAAAAUAG